This is a messenger RNA of Cucurbita moschata (crookneck pumpkin), 759 nucleotides long. RefSeq lists its product as uncharacterized. Bases 19 to 651 code for a protein of 210 amino acids. Gene Ontology annotation, biological process: regulation of transcription by RNA polymerase II. Gene Ontology annotation, molecular function: protein dimerization activity; RNA polymerase II transcription regulatory region sequence-specific DNA binding; DNA-binding transcription factor activity, RNA polymerase II-specific. Gene Ontology annotation, cellular component: RNA polymerase II transcription regulator complex. NCBI's taxonomy places the organism in Eukaryota, Viridiplantae, Streptophyta, Magnoliopsida, Cucurbitales, Cucurbitaceae. The record is from RefSeq and is a predicted model, not a curated record. The transcript is spliced from 4 exons.
UUCCAUAUUUGUGUUGCAAUGCUUCUGCUCCAGCCUCCAUUUCUUUUGGUUCAUGAACUCAAAGUUUUCGAGCUCCCAAAGAUGGCGAACAACUUCAUCCAUAGUCCAUCAUCAGCAAAGAUCGACCGAAAGCUCAUCGAGAGAAAUAGAAGAGCAGAAAUGAAGGCCCUUUUCUCGAGGCUCCAUUCUCUUGUCCCGAAUCAAAGCUCAAUGGAAGCUGAAACGACACUACUAGAUCAGCUAGAAAAUGCCACAAAUUACAUAAAACAAUUGAAGGAGAACGUCGAGAAAUUGAAAGAGAAGAAAGAGAAGCUCAUGAAAUUGGGAGAAGAAAGUGCAAGGAGUAGUGAAAUUAAAGCAAGAUUAUUGGUGCAAGUUGAAGCUCAUCAAGUGGGUUCUUCGCUGGAGUUUCUUUUGACCACUAGAUCUGAUUAUCAUUUGGUUUUAAAACAAGUCCUUCAACUGCUUCAAGAAAAUGGAACUCAGAUCGUCUAUAUCAAUCACUCAACCGUCAAAGAUCGGGUUUUUCACAAGAUAAUAGCUGAGAUGGUGGGAGAAGGAACGACCUCCGAAAGCAUUGAAGGUGAAAGGAUCUGUGAGACGGUGAAGAAGUUUGUUUCACAAUACAAAGAUGUCCAAUACAAUGUUUAAUGUUUUGUCUACAACAUCGACUGAUUUUGAAGAUUUAUGAUAUCGUUCUGGUGUGGUUGAAUGCUUCAAAAUCUUAAUGUUCAAAUCUUUCUCUAGUUUGCACUGUAA